This is a messenger RNA of Telopea speciosissima, 719 nucleotides long. RefSeq lists its product as uncharacterized. The record is from RefSeq and is a predicted model, not a curated record. The transcript has 3 exons. Lineage: Eukaryota; Viridiplantae; Streptophyta; Magnoliopsida; Proteales; Proteaceae. Bases 39 to 593 code for a protein of 184 amino acids.
UGGAGAGGGAGAGAGAGAGAGAGAGAGAGGGGACAGUAAUGGAGAAAGCACUAGUAAUGGAGAAAGCUCUAACGACAGUGGGAAGCUUAAAAUCUGGGAGCUUUUGGAUUUCCAAGAAAGCCAAGGAGGAGAUCUCCAGCAUUACUGGAGAGAUCACUUCUUUAUCCAAUACUGUUGAAGAGAAGACUAAAUGGAUCUUCAACAGACUAAAAGGCAAGCCACAAAAGGCCCUACCAGAUCUCCUUCGAGAGUAUAACCUACCUCCUGGCCUCUUUCCCCAAAAUAUUACUUGUUAUGAGUUUGAUGAAUCAAAGGCUAAGCUGAUUGUGUACCUGCCCUCUACCUGUGAGAUCAGCUUCAAGGACUCCUCUGUUGUAAGAUAUGCUACUCGUGUCAAAGGAGUGCUAACAAGGGGAAAGCUCAGUGGGAUAGAAGGAAUGAAGACCAAGGUCCUGGUAUGGGUUAAAGUUACCAAUGUGGCCGUCGAGAGCUACAAGUCAGACAAGGUUUGGUUCACGGCUGGCGUUAAGAAAUCAAGAUCAAAGGAAACAUAUGAGAUGCCUCGUGAGGCCAUUAAAGUGGAAGAGUUUUGAGGACAAAAUAUCAGAUACCUUUAUCAUCAUUGCCAUAAUUAUGGCUUACCAUUUACGGUAUUUUCACAUCCUGCAUCGUUAUGUGUUGUGCUUGACCUUAUUCAUUAGUUCAUAUUCAUAUUUGUA